UGGUGAGGCCGAAAUUAAGCAGUUUAGAAAUUGCAGAGCCCUCUGUCGGAGUGGCGAAGAAAAGGAAGAUAUUGGAUGUGCAGAAAGCGAUGAAUAAGCAAAACGACGUUGCUCUGUUCCUUGCGGGGAAAGUAAUUUCUGCCGUAGCCAAAAACUGUAACUUCGUCUUCUCUCCGACAUCUAUUAAGGCCGUACUCACCAUGGUCGCUGCUACCUGCGAAGAGGAAACAUUAAGGUCCUCCAUCGUUUCCUUUCUUAGGUCUUCUUCCACCGACGAGCUCAACUCCGUCUUCAGCGAAAUCGCUUCUCUCGUCCUUUUGGAUGGAAGCAAAGGAGGUGGGCCAAAGAUUUCGUCGGUUAAUGGAGUGUGGAUAGAGAAAUCAAUCUCGUGUAGCCCCGAGUCGAAAGAUCUCUUUGAUAACUUUUUCAAGGCUGCUUUCGCCAAAGUUGAUUUCAUAUCCAAGUCUGCUGAAGUACGUGAGGAGGUGAAUUCGUGGGCUUUACAUCACACCAAUGGUCUCAUCAAAGAUCUUCUUCCUCCUGGAUCCGUUACAAACGAGACCGCUCAGAUUUACGGCAACGCAUUGUACUUCAAAGGAGUUUGGCAAAACAAAUUCGAUAAGUCAAUGACGCAACACAAACCUUUUCACCUUCUCAGUGGAACCUCAGUGUCUGUGCCAUUCAUGACAAGCUCUAAGCAGCAAUGCGUUGAGGAUUAUGAUGAUUUCAAGGUUCUCAAGCUUCCUUAUCUACCAGGUGAUGAUGGUACCAACCGCUAUUUCUCAAUGUAUAUCUAUCUCCCGGACAAAAAAGGUGAAUUUGAUAAUCUUUUGGAGAGAAUGACAUCUACUCCUGGAUUCUUGGAUAGUCACAUUCCGAGUGAAAGCGUUAAACUUGGUGAAUUCAGAAUACCAAAGUUUAAGACUGAAUUCGGGUUUGAAGCUUCAACGGUUUUCGUCGAUGACUUUAACCUUAAUGUAUCAUUGCACCAUAAAGCUUUGAUUGAGGUGGAUGAAGAAGGUACUGAAGCCGCAGCUGCUACUGCUCUACGUAAACCUAUUGGUGGUGGCGGGAGGGUACAGAAGAUAGAUUUUGUGGCAGAUCAUCCAUUUCUUUUCUUGAUUAGAGAAGACACAACCGGUACUGUUUUGUUCGGUGGUCAAAUAUUCGAUCCUUCCAAAUCUUCUUCUGCUUAGGACCCGGCUUUCAUUAAUCGGACUAGAGUUUGGUCUAUAAAUUUGGUUAAUUUCUCUGUCGUUUUCAGGUUUUCUUUCUGAACUUAUGAUUCGCUAAAUUAUAUACAUUCAUCAGUUUUAACCAAAAAUUGAUUU
Camelina sativa (false flax) is the source of this 1331-nucleotide messenger RNA. RefSeq names its product serpin-Z2-like. NCBI's taxonomy places the organism in Eukaryota, Viridiplantae, Streptophyta, Magnoliopsida, Brassicales, Brassicaceae. Gene Ontology annotation, molecular function: serine-type endopeptidase inhibitor activity. The record is from RefSeq and is a predicted model, not a curated record.